Brassica rapa (field mustard) is the source of this 4750-nucleotide messenger RNA. RefSeq lists its product as uncharacterized. The record is from RefSeq and is a predicted model, not a curated record. Gene Ontology annotation, molecular function: cysteine-type peptidase activity. Gene Ontology annotation, biological process: proteolysis. Lineage: Eukaryota; Viridiplantae; Streptophyta; Magnoliopsida; Brassicales; Brassicaceae.
AUGGUGACUGGUUUGAAAUGUAGUGGUGAAGCAAGAGAACCACGAGAGGAAACCGAGAAAUUUAAGUGGGACUUCCUAAAAGGGCGUACUCAUACAGUAAAGGACGUGGAGAAGCAGCUCAGAAACACAAGAGAAGAUGCUUCUGAUGAGAGAUUCUGCCUUGCAAUGCUCCUCCUGAUUGAGAGCAUACUACUACAGAAGAGCCUUCUCGACGGUGGCACAACUUUUACUUUGGAUUAUGUGAAAAUAGCGCAGGAUAUGGAUGUCUUGAUGACAUACCCAUGGGGGAGAACAGCUUAUAAUUUGCUGUUAAAAUCACUUCAGAGAGCUGUCGACAAAAGCCUCGACAAAAACAAUUAUGAUUUGCAAGGAUUCCCUAUGGCAUUUCUUAUAUGGAUACUUGAGUCAGUACCUUUGCUACAGUAUGCAUUCAGUCAAGUUGUUCCUAUUCUGAGCGUUCAACCGUCUACCCCAAUAUUUUUGUGUGAGAAGUACCUUCAAAUAGCUUCUCCACAGCUGAUAGAUGUUCUCCUAAUUGAAAUCAAAGAUCAUCUUAAGGUCACAUGCAUCCUACCUCCUAUUUCUAAUGAUCCAGAAGCUGAUGUUUGCAUGGAAGACGAAGCUAAUAAAGAUCUGGAUGACAUGGCCGAUUUAUCCAAGAGAGGUUAUAAGUUUAAAAUUAGAGAUUGGCGAAACAUGUCAGUAGACCUAUACGGUGCUAAUGAACAAAUAAGAAGAGCAUCUUUACUGUUUGGGAAUGGAGGGAUGAGUCAAGCUUCUUCUUCGUAUCAGGAGGAGUCUUUGGAAUCAAAGAUCAACAGAAUCAGCGAGAUGGUGGGAGAUAAUUUAAGGAUCAUGAACGAUCGUUUGUGUUUGAUUGAAAAAGACAGGAAACAGAUUAAAGAACGUGUGACAAAACUAGAGAAACUACAAAGAGUUACUUCAUAUGAAACUCCAAACAAUGAGACUGACACAACUCCAUUUCAUGAGACGGCUUCCAGACAAGGUGAAGCCAAUGCAGAUCAAGCAGAUGAACAACUUAACAAUGAGGAUACACGAGAGCCUAUGAAUGAGAUCACGAAAGAGACACCUGGUUCUCCAAUAGCUCAACAGAAUAUUGAGACUCCAGUCCUUACUCCAAUUCAGACGCAGCAGGAGACUCACGAGCUUAUGAAUGAGAUCAUUUCACCAAACAUUUCCGACACACAGCCAAAUACCCGAGCUCGCAGAAAUCUUUUAACAGAGCAAAAUAAGGAUGUAGAAAGCAGAGUUCAAAAUCCCUUUGAGAUCGGAGCAAAUGUGGAGAUUUCAUCACAAGAUGACAAUACUUGUCAUAAAUGGUAUCCAGGAAAUGUGUUGGCAACAUAUUUGGUUGAUGGGGUUGAGAUGGUGAAAGUUGAGUACUCCGUCCCGUCUCUGGACGAAAAGAAGAGGAAAAGGAGUGUUGAGACACGUGUAUCAAUUGACAGAAUACGUCCUCAACCACCACCUGAGAGAUCUGGAGCGAAGAAAAGUUAUGAGCUAAUGCAGGACGUGGAGGCGUUCGACAAUGGUGCCUGGUGCGCUGGAAAAGUUAAAGUCAUUUUGUUUGAUGGCUCGUGUUUUGUCUCUUUGAACAAUUCUAAAGAACAAAUUUACUUCCACCAUUCUGAGAUGCGAAAACCAAGAAAAUGGGUAGAUGGUGUUUGGGAGAUGACAAAAAAGAUGGAAGAAGAGCAGACGCAGAGUGUGAAUCCAAGUGAAGGAGAUGGUGAUAAAAAGGGGAAGGCGAAGGCUGUCGCUUGUAAGAAAAAUGAAGCAGCUGGUCCAUCAGAAGAUGGUGUUGGGAAAAUGGCAAAAGAGAUGGAAGUAAAGCAGGGUAAGAGUGUGAAACCAAGUCAAGACGAUCAUGCAAAAAAGGGGAAGCCUGAUGUUGGUAAGAAGAAGAAAGCAAAUGCUCAGCCAGUAGAUUUGCUUCCUUUUCUACAGCGAGAAGAGAAGAGGCCAAUACGACCUAGAAACCCUCCUAUACCUGUAACACCUGAGGUAAUCCUUCCAAUUGAUCCAUUUGUGACACCUGAAUUUCCUCGGUUUUCAAGGCUUGCACACUGGAUGGAUCUACGGGGCAUAUAUCGUGUACCGUUUUAUAUCAAUGGAAAAGAAAUUGAAAAAGAGUUCUUUCAAAAAAUGGACGAUGCAGAAAACAAUCUCAACAAAGAGCACAUAAAUGUUGCAUUUGAAAUGCUAAAUUGUAAGAGGGUUGAGCAAGGUGCUUGGUUCCGCAACAACAAUCUUCCAGCAGCAUGCUUUGUACCAGUCAAAUUCUUAGAAGUGGUUGGGUACGCUUAUGAAUCUGUCAGGAAGCCACAUAAGAAAAAACAAACGUUAUUGGAGGGCUGUGUAGGCGAACUUGUGAAAGGUUUAAUACAUCCAAAGAAGGUAUGGCUGGAAGAUGUUGAUGUUAUAUAUGGUGUCAUUGAAGAUAAGUUGAGCUAUCACUAUAUUGGGGUGGAGAUACAAUUGAUGGACAACACAAUCACACUCUUCCAUUGUGGUCUUCCAAAAGCAAAUAUCAAACGUGCUCUUAAUCAAAUCCAAGAACUGGCAGUGUUGAUUAGUGCCAUAAAGAUGGAACUUCUUGGUGAAGAGGUUAAUUUCGAAGAUAUCAGUCCAUUUGAAGUUAAGUUUGCAGAAGGGCUUCCAAAGACAAAAUUUCCAUACAACUGUGGUAUUUUUGUUGUGAAGAUGCUGGAAUGCAGGUCACUGGGAUUGAAGAGCAUGGCUAAUAUAAAUGAUGAAACUGCGAUGGACUUACGAAGCAAGCUAUGUUGUGAGAUCUUCGACCAGUUUAUGGAUAAAGAUUUCCAGGAAGGUCAAAGGAAGUGAAAAUGUCAUAUUUGUUCUACUCUGUUUUCUACUCUGUUUUUCUACUUUGAUAUUAAUUAUCCCUAACGUUUAAGUUUCAGUUUGUAAUGAAUUAUCCCUAACGUUUUUUUCAUUUAGAUUGUUAUUGAAAAAUUUUUAGGAUGUAUUGAUGAAUUGUCAAAUGCUUAUGGUACUUUUAGGAUGGGUUUCCAGAAAAAGAGUGAGAAAGCAAAAUGCACCAAAGCCUAGCAAAUUCCUUUAAAGUUUACAAAAAAAAAUGAAAAAGAAUGUGAUCCGAUGUUGAUUGAACUCGUGAACUCUCGAAAGAUGAAUCAAAGUGUGCAGCCGCUGUGCCAAGGGUGUUAUACUUGCCAAAAGCUAUAAUAAAACGAAAAUAACUUUUGAAUAUUUAAUUAAAAACAGAAAAAAGUGUAAGUAUACACAACGGGGAUCGAACACGGCUUAUUGUGUGAUAAGGGUACACUAAGAGUAGAAGGGCUUGCCACUAGGCUAUGGUGGAUAUUCGAUAACAGAGUAAAUGUGAACUUAUUUAUUCACAGACGAUAGAUUUAUAUAAUCUGGAUAUCAUUUUAGGUAUUCAGGAUAGCUUUCCAAAAACAAAUUCCUUUAAAGUUUACAAAAAAAAAAUGAAAAAGAAUGUGAUCUGAUGUUGAUUGAACUCGUGAACUCUCGAAAGAUGAAUCAAAGUGUGCAGCCGUUGUACCAAGGGUGUUAUACUUGCCAAAAGCUAUAAUAAAACGAAAAUAACUUUUGAAUAUUUAAUUAAAAACAGAAAAAAAUGUGAGUAUACACAACGGGGAUCGAACACGGCUUAUUGUGUGAUAAGGGUACACUAAGAGUAGAAGGGCUUGCCACUAGGCUACGGUGGAUAUUCGAUAACAGAGUAAAUGUGAACUUAUUUAUUCACAGACGAUAGAUUUAUAUAAUCUGGAUAUCAUUUUAUGUAUUCAGGAUGGCUUUCCAAAAACAAAUAAGCAAAUCAGAUAACCAAGUUACAAGAACACUAGGCCAAACCAUUACAAAAUAGUGAAAAACAUUGAACAAGUUUUUUAUUUAGGUUGUUAAUUGAAGAAACAACACAAGAGAAACAAAAGUACUUAUUCAUUUAAAAUAAAAACUGAAAAUCAAACAUAAUGUGGUCCUUAAAAACAUAAAAAGAGAAGAUGAUAACAUGAAAUUACUCAUGACACAGCCAACUUUCGCCAAGUUUAUCCCAAUCAGGGACUUUGACCUUCACAUCAGCAAGCAUUCCUUCCGCUUCCGAGUGCUCUUCUUUGAGUUUCUCCAACUCAGCAGUUAAAUCAAAUUUUCCAUCAGCUUUGAUAAUAUCUUCAAGCAACUCGAUUUGGACAGCAAUUGAAUUUGCUUUGCUGGAUGCCAGAUUCCAAUCAUUCUCAGAUAGCCUGUAUUCGUUGGACAAACGAAGAAGAGCCCUGUAAUGUACCACAGUUUCCUUCUUCCCCUUAUUGAAACCUUCGGCGGCAUCACAUCCGUAAACCUCCUCUAUGGGACGCUUCAUCAUCUUCUUUGAACUUCCUUCCAUUGAAACUUUGUCCUGCAACAAAAUCGAAACUAAGAUGUUACGAUAAAAUAGAAAUAGAAAAAAGUUCAUGAAUUGAAUGGAAAAUGAGAAAAAUCGAAAACUAACUUGUAUUGCAAAAGGAUAAAUCAGACGAAAUGAAGUGAGUGAAUAAAAGGUCUGAUAUCGUCCCUUAUAUUUAUAGAACUAAAAGGAACUCUUCGAUUAUUGAAGUCAGUUAAAAUAAACUCUUGAUUAUUGUGGAACUCUUCGAUUUUUGAAGUCAGUUACUGAAAUAACCAAUCAUAUAACAGCCAAUCUUGACGAAAAGAAACUCUUCGGUUACUGAGUUACAUGAUGUCGUUU